AGUGUAAUGGUGCCUAUGGCUAAGGCAUGAAGACUCAUGUGGACAUACUUGGAUCCACUAUGGUGUUCUGUUAUUCUGGUCACAAUUUUCCCCUACACUUCAUCAAAACCACCUGUCUGUGCAUGCUUGUCAUCUAAGUCCAAUCACCCAUUAAGAGAAACACAAAGGAUCUUACAGUAUAAUGCAACUGUGCUGAUUGGGGAUUGAUGGUUUACAUUAAAAAAUGUUGGAUAAUGUAAACAUUUUGAGUAUAACAGCACCUAUAACAGAUACCUUUUGUAUCAUACAGUAUGUCUGGUGCCUAAUCCUCUGAUUCCUCCUUUCUCUCUUUAAUGUUUAAUGUUUAAAAACAAAAGAGAAAAACAACAUGAUCCACAUUUUGCCUUUUUGUAACAAGAGUGAUAUUUUUUGUUGGUGUUCAACUGUUGAGUAUUUUUAUGCAAUAUAGGGCUCUAUAGUUUCAUGUACAUGUUACCUGACUUUAUCCUACUUGACUUUCCGUGUCUUCCGGCAUCUUUGUUUGCAGGCUAACGGGAGUGCUAUGAAAGCUGGUGGGGAUAGUAAUCAUGUUUCCCUUGCUUUACCUGCUUCUAAGAUCCCAGCCUUUAUACAUAGCUCUACCCGUGCUCCUAAUGCGAACAUGACUAGGCCUAGUAAUAAAACCUCUUCCUCUAUUAAGUCCUCUAUCCCAUGUCUCAGUCUGAGCUGGCCCAGCUGUAGAUCCUUCUUGCCCUCAAAGGACUCUGUCCAAAGCCCUCGUUCCCCUGGGCAGACUAAAGGUCAAACCCUAACCCUUCCUUCACAGACUCAAAAUUGCUCCCUCACCUCCUAUUCCUACUCAUCCUCUUCUAGCCCCCACUCAUCCUCCUCCUCUGUCUCUCCAACCUCCACUUCUUCCUCCUCCUCCCCUUCCUCUCCCUCCCUCCUGUCCCCCACUGCCAUGUGCAGGAGUGGCCGAGCUGCACACAUGCCCACAAGUGUCAGCAGCCACAAAUCUCUGAAGGCCAGCAGUGGCCAAGCCACUAUCGCACCAGCAUCCUUUACCGGGAAUAUGGCAUAAACUUAAAUUCUCUCAUUUUGUGUUUGCACUCCCAUUCUGGUGGGAUUUGAGUUGGGCAUCUACUUUUCUGUAGCAAAUAGAGACACUGAUUUAGUUAUGCCGUGUAUUUGGGGUGGUAUUAUUUGUCUUUGUGCACUACUUCUGAAAUCAUAGUAAUUCAGCAUAUUUGUAUUUACAAACCAGAACAAAUUCAACAAAAUAGAUCUAGAGCCACAUAUGGUGCUUCAAAAUAAUGGAUUUUUUGUUAAUGUGACUUGACAGUGUUGGCUUUAUAUUUUUAGAUGUGCUUUUGAAAAUUAUUUGUUUACUUAUAUGAACUAUAUAAAACAUAUAUUGCUAUUUUAGAGAAAGGAAUUUAAAUGAAUGCAACAUAUUAUAGUAUAUUUUGAUUUAAAUAGCCAUAUACAAUGGGGUCCAAAAGUCUGAGACUGCAUUGAAAAUAACAAAGACACUGUAUGAAGUAAAAUAAGGAUCAGGUUUUUAAAUGGAUCGGGUAUCGGUCCGACGAGCCAGAUCCAAAUCCGAUACUGUGCGUUAGUCAUGUUCAUUACUGCCAAGCUCAAAACAUUACAUAAAAGAACUAUGUAACAAAACCAAACAACUUGUAACAACUAAAUUGAACAAAAAAGAGAUCUGAAUCCUUUAAAGUUUUUGCAAAUAAUUUUUUUUUUUGCAAAACUUAUUUUCCACUGAUGACUUAUACUGGAAGUACUGUUAAUUUUGCUGCUAUAUUAUCAAGUAUACUAGUUAACAAUAAAGUGUUUCUUAAUAAGCUAUACAUUUAUAUUGAAAUAAUGUGUAGUUAGAGGUUUGUGUUUCUUUAUAUAUUAAAGAGCACUCCCAAUUAGCUGAUUAUGCAAAAUACUAAACUUCAUGUACAUUUUUCAAUUCAACUUUCCACUUAAAUUGUUAUAAUGAUAAUACAAUUCGUAAUAAACCAUGUAUUCAAUUAGAAAAGAAUAUGCAAGUCUCUCAAUAGUGGUCUUAGACUUUUAAACCCCUCUUUAUCCAAGAAAUGGUUGAACAGCUUGUGGUGAUUGAUUUGGCAGUUUGGAAGAGAUCUUACCACAUUUAAUUUGAAUUAGUUUUAUAUUUGCCUCCAGUGCACUGCCAGUUUUAACUAAUGAAAUGCAGGCUACAGGCUUGCUAUUUAUAGUAUUUUGCCGCACAACUAAAGUUUUGUUUGUUUAAAGUCUUUACAUGAAUUUAGAAACAUGUGUAUUUAGUUUGAGUAGAUGACAUACAACUAAUGUUGUGAUGCUGUAGCCUAUCUUUGUUUAACACUUACACCAUUCUUCUAUUCCUUUAAAUAGAUAAUGUCAAAUGCCAAAAAUAACACUAUUUUACUUAGUAAAGGAUUUUAAAAAAGAGGCCCAAAAAUAUUGGCUUUGAAAAAAUAUAUCACCUUGCCAAACAUUACUCUUAUGCAUGCUUUUACAUAUUAAUUGCAACUGCUGUAAAUAUGAUGUCUGAUUUUAUAUAACAGUAUAACUUGUACAAAAAUGAUGUGGAAGAAAAUGCUUGCCAGAGAUGUUUAUCAAAUAAAGGGCUGCCUGUGUA
Xyrauchen texanus (razorback sucker) is the source of this 2620-nucleotide messenger RNA. RefSeq names its product putative protein TPRXL. The transcript has a single exon. Lineage: Eukaryota; Metazoa; Chordata; Actinopteri; Cypriniformes; Catostomidae. The record is from RefSeq and is a predicted model, not a curated record. Bases 542 to 1060 code for a protein of 172 amino acids.